GUCUUGCUGAGGAAGAACUUUUCGAGAAACCAACGCUAAGCAUUGCAAAAGACCACAUCGUCAUCUCACCAGGAGACACCCUAAAAAUCAAAUGCAGGGGAGCACCUUCCGUGAGCUGGGUUUUGAGGGAGGAGCAGAAGGAGGACCGGGUGCGCAUAAGUAAUUGUCGCAAUAACACAAGGCAAAGCUGCAGCAUGCUCGUCGUCAGGAAAGUCACAGCUAACGACACGGGUUACUUCACCUGCGUUCAUGAUGAUGCCCCAUCUAAGGAGGAUCUCAUGGCCAAGAUUUAUGUGUUUGUUAAAGACUACAAAAAUCCAUUUGUGGAGAUUCACCCGGAACAUCCCCAAAUAAUCUACAUUUUAGAUGCUAAGAAAACGGUUGUUAUCCCUUGCCGAGUUACCUCGCCGGACAUCAAACCUAAGCUUACCCAGUAUCCUUAUUCUGUAGAGAUGAACUUCAAGAGAAUGGUGUGGGACCCCAGAAGAGGAUUUGUCAUCCCUUCUCAUUCUUUUGUUUACUCUGGAGUACUCACAUGCACUGCCAACGUCAGUGGAAGCGUGUUCACCUCCUACUACCUGGCACAGAGGUUGGAGAGCAGAGUACAGAACCUGGAUCUGAAAGCAAUUCCCAAAAAACUGCUGGUUGGACAAACCCUCAGUUUGGAAUGCACUGCAGAAACCUUCAUCAACGGGCGCAUUGAGCUCAUAUGGACGUGUCCCAGCGGGAGACACCCUUAUCCUAGAAGAACAAUGGACCAGAGUGGCAUGGUGUACAAAGUCGGCAGUAAGCUGACAAUUGAAAAUGUCACCGUGCAGGACGGAGGGCUGUACGUAUGCAAAACAUUCAACGUCACACGGCUGGAGGCCAACGUCACAGUGACAGUGUACGACAAACCUUUCCUCAUGGUUUCACAUAAGAAAGGGUCUUACUAUGAGAUUCCAUCAGGACACAAGUCACUGAAACUGGCUGCUAAGGUGGACGCCUUUCCUCGCCCAAACGUCACCUGGUACAAAGACGGCAAACCGAUCAAGGAUAACCACACUUGCUAUGAGCUGGAUCCAAUGAGGUACAAACUGGGCAUAAGAGAUGUGAGACCAAAGCAUGCUGGAAACUAUACCAUCGUCUUGAGCAAUGAAGAAUACGGCCUGUAUAAGAACCUCACCAUGCAGCUGGUAGUGACAGAGAGACCCAAAAUCUAUGAAAAGGAAACUGAUUUCGAUAAGAUUGAGAAGGUGGAAUUAAGAAGCAAACACAAAAUCCAGUGCACCGUAAGUGGGAACCCUGACCCGAAGAUCGAGUGGAAGUGGCAGCCCUGCAGCCUCACAGACACGCUAUGCAACCCUGAUGGGCAAAAAAUUGUGGUCCAGGAGAACACGUUCAUAGGCAACAAGAUCAGAAGCAUUGAAAACGUAACCAUGAAGCAUGGGGAUAAAAGAAAGAUUGUGAGCACACUGACCAUGGAAAACAGCAGCGCAUCGGGAAUCUAUUACUGUGUGGCUUCAAACAAGAUGGGUGCAGAAGAGAGGAGCAUUGAGUUCUACGUCUCAG
Messenger RNA from Tauraco erythrolophus (red-crested turaco), 1551 nucleotides. The record is from RefSeq and is a predicted model, not a curated record. Lineage: Eukaryota; Metazoa; Chordata; Aves; Musophagiformes; Musophagidae.